Neopelma chrysocephalum (saffron-crested tyrant-manakin) is the source of this 3284-nucleotide messenger RNA. RefSeq names its product nuclear factor kappa B subunit 2 (gene NFKB2). Gene Ontology annotation, cellular component: cytoplasm. The transcript has 24 exons. Bases 249 to 3110 code for a protein of 953 amino acids. Gene Ontology annotation, biological process: innate immune response; canonical NF-kappaB signal transduction; cellular response to stress. Gene Ontology annotation, molecular function: DNA-binding transcription factor activity, RNA polymerase II-specific; protein binding; RNA polymerase II cis-regulatory region sequence-specific DNA binding. NCBI's taxonomy places the organism in Eukaryota, Metazoa, Chordata, Aves, Passeriformes, Pipridae. The record is from RefSeq and is a predicted model, not a curated record.
GGAGCCGGGCCCGGGAAGCCCCGGGAGGCGGAGUCAGGACGGGACUUUCCCGGUACCGCGGCCGGGGCGCGACGGCUGGGCUGGGGCUGGGAUGAAGUGAGAAGAAAUGUGGAGCAAGAGAGUGUGCUCGGAGGCUCUGCUCUGAUCCUGCCCCUUUGCUAGAAGUCACCGGUGGUUUUCCGUGGUCAGGCAGACCUUGACACCAGUGGAACCCCUCCCUGUCUGUGGUACUGGCAGUCCCUGUGGCGAUGCUGGGGCUGGACGGGUUGUUGAGACCAGCCUCUUCCUCCCCGGGACUUUCCGGAGCGGCGGUGCCUUCCUGCAGCCCCGGUACCCGCUCAACCCCCCUCUCCCCGCAGGCCGGCGGCCGGCCCCGCGCCGACAUGGACGAGCAGUACCAGCCGUGCCUGGAUGGGAUUGACUACGAUGACUUCAGUUUUGGUUCCCACAUGAUGGAGCAGAAGGAGCCCCUGAUUGAGACGGAAGGUCCCUACCUCGUCAUUAUUGAGCAGCCAAAGCAGCGGGGUUUCCGGUUUCGGUACGGCUGUGAGGGCCCUUCACAUGGGGGGCUGCCAGGAGCAUCCAGUGAGAAAGGGCGCAAGACCUAUCCCACAGUCAAGAUCUGCAACUACACAGGGAUGGCCCGGAUCGAGGUUGACCUGGUGACGCACAGUGACCCUCCUCGUGUACAUGCCCACAGCCUGGUGGGCAAGCAGUGCAACGAGGCUGGCAACUGUGUCACGAUCGUGGGACCCAAGGACAUGACAGCUCAGUUCAGCAACCUGGGCGUGCUCCAUGUCACCAAGAAGAAUAUGAUGGAGAUCAUGAAGGAAAAGCUGAAGCAGCAGAAGAUGCGCAACAGGAGCCAUCUGCUGACGGAAGCGGAGCUGCGUGAGAUCGAGCUGGAGGCGAAGGAGCUGAAGAAGGUGAUGGACCUGAGCAUCGUGCGGUUGCGCUUCACCGCCUACCUCCGUGACAGCAGCGGGAACUUCACGCUGGCCCUCCAGCCUGUCAUCUCGGAUCCCAUCCACGACAGCAAGUCCCCAGGAGCUUCCAACCUGAAGAUCUCACGAAUGGAUAAGACAGCAGGCUCCGUGCGGGGAGGGGACGAAGUCUACUUGCUGUGUGAUAAAGUUCAGAAAGAUGACAUCGAGGUGCGUUUCUACGAGGAUGACGAUAACGGCUGGCAGGCUUUUGGGGACUUUUCCCCCACAGAUGUGCACAAACAGUAUGCCAUUGUCUUCCGCACACCCCCCUACCACAAGCCCAAGAUCGACCGUCCUGUCACCGUCUUCCUGCAGCUGAAGCGGAAACGGGGAGGAGACGUGAGCGACUCCAAGCAGUUCACCUACUACCCGGUGGUGGAAGACAAGGAAGAAGUGGAGAGGAAGCGCAAGAAAGUCCUGCCUCAGUUUCCCCAACACUUUGGUGGGGGCUCACACAUGGGGGGUGCUGGAGGGGGUGCCGGAGGCUUCGGCUCUGGAGGAGGUGGCAACCUCAGCUUCCCCUACUCUCCUGGGCUACCCUACAACAACAUCUACUCACCUGGACCCCACCCUGUGGGGAGCUACCAGGGGGGUGUGCAGAUGAAGGGCCCCGAGGCAGAGGGGCCCGGGAGCGACAGGCAGGCACCUGCAGAGAGCACAUACUGCAAGGAGCUGCAGAAGCAUGCCCAGCUGUACCAGCUCUGGAUGCUGGCUCUAGCCCGUCGCAAUGCCCAUGCCUUGCUUGACUACUCGGUCACUGCCGACCCCCGUAUGCUGCUGGCAGUCCAGAGGCACCUGGCUGCAUCACAGGACGAGAAUGGAGACACGCCUUUGCACCUCGCUAUUAUCCAUGAGCAGACAGCUGUGAUCAAGCAGCUGAUCGAGGUCAUUGUUAGCAUCCCCAGCCAGCAGAUCAUCAACAUCUCCAAUAACCUGCAACAGACGCCGCUGCAUCUGGCAGUCAUCACCAAGCAGCCCCAAGUGGUCCAGCUCCUGCUGCAAGCCCGCGCUGACCCAACCUUGUUGGACCGCUACGGCAAUUCCCUGCUGCACCUGGCACUCCAGGCUGGCGAUGAAGAGAUGCUGAAGACACUGCUGGCCCACCUGGGCUCAGCUGCCCCUUACCUGCUCCGCCUGCCCAAUUUCCAUGGCCUCCUGCCUGUGCACUUGGCUGUGAAAGCAAAGAGUUUGGCCUGCCUGGACCUGCUGGUCAGGACGGGAGCAGACGUGAAUGCAGCGGAGAGGCAAAGUGGGAGGACUCCACUGCACCUGGCUGUGGAGAUGGAGAACCUGAACAUGGCUACCCACCUGGUGAAAAAGCUGGGAGCAGAUGUCAACAGCCGGACUUUCGCCGGGAACACCCCCCUGCACCUGGCUGCUGGCCUGGGCUCCCCUACCCUCACCAAACUGCUCCUCAAAGCUGGGGCAGAUGUUCUGUGUGAGAAUGACGAGCCCAUGAGCCUAUCCUCAUCGGAGGCCAGCAGCGACACGGACACUGACCCUGAGGAGCAGGAGCUGGCCAUGGAGCUGGGGGAGCCAGCCCUGGCUGCAGAGCACAGCACCAACCCCAAGCUCCCCAUGCAGGGGCACUGGCAGGCAGGGCACAGGCAGCGCCGCUGCCACACAUCCCUGGACCUGACUCGGAGCCAGAAGGUGCGGGAGAUACUGCUGCAGGCCUCCCAGCAGGGGCCCAAGGUGGAGCUGCCUACCACUCCCCAGCCAGGGAAGGUCCUGUCACUGGACAGUGAGGCACUGCAGGGGCUAGAGCAGCUGCUAAACCAGGACUGCAGUGGGUCAGACUGGAUCGAGCUGGCCAAGCGCCUGGGGCUCUGCAGCCUCGUGGAGACCUACAAGGACACCCCCUCGCCCAGCGUCAGCCUCCUGCGCAGUUACGAGCUGGCAGGCGGCAGCCUGGGAGGACUGCUGGAGGCAUUGGACUCUAUGGGGCUCCACAACGCCGUGAGGAUGCUCCACAAAACUGAGGCACUGGAGAAGCUGCAAAGCACAGAGCUGAAGGAAGACAGCGCCUACGGCAGUGAGUCGGUGGAGGAGGAGCAGAAGCCCACGUUGGCCUUGAAGACAGGGGGUGAGCUGCCCCCCAGCCAGCAGCCACAGGUGCACUGAGGAGCCAGUAGCCCCUGUGCCCACACACUGCCCUCUGCCUUGCCCACACAAGUGCCUUCUGGACUUGGGGUCCUGGCUGCAUGGACUGAGGGGGAUGGGACGCAGCCGGCUCCUGCCCCUCUCUGCUCUUAUUUAAUGGUCCCUCUUCUAAAUAAAAAUACACAGUUUCCAUUA